Vicia faba (fava bean) is the source of this 477-nucleotide messenger RNA. The record is from the annotation of a GenBank genome assembly. NCBI's taxonomy places the organism in Eukaryota, Viridiplantae, Streptophyta, Magnoliopsida, Fabales, Fabaceae.
AUGUCGCUGAUUCCAAGUUUCUUUGGCAACCGAAGGAGCAACGUAUACGAUCCAUUCUCCCUCGACAUUUGGGAUCCCUUGAAGGAUUUUCCAUUUUCCAGUUCUGCAAUUUCUGCUUCAUUCCCUCGUGAGAACUCUGCGUUUGUGAGCACACGAGUUGACUGGAAGGAAACACCAGAAGCACACGUGUUCAAGGCUGAUCUUCCUGGACUGAAGAAGGAGGAAGUGAAAGUUGAAAUCGAAGACGACAGAGUUCUUCAGAUAAGUGGAGAGAGGAACGUUGAGAAAGAGGACAAGAACGACGAAUGGCAUCGCGUGGAACGUAGCAGCGGAAAGUUCUUGAGGAGGUUCAGAUUGCCUGAGAAUGCUAAAAUGGAUCAAGUGAAAGCUUCCAUGGAGAAUGGCGUUCUCACUGUGACUCUUCCUAAGGAAGAGAUCAAGAAGCCUGAAGUUAAGUCCAUUGAGAUUUCUGGUUGA